CCAGACCUGGACCCGGACGAGCCGCAGGAAGCCAAAAGCAAAGAGCGUGGAGCAGCAAAAGAAAAAGGCCUGAAACGAAUUCGCAGCAUUGACCACACCACACAUCCUUUUGGGCAUUUCACCCCUUUUCCCUUCCGUACAAAAACCACGGGUCUCUCUCUAAUCACUAUUCACCAAUGGGAGUGUCCUUAACUCACUACACCUGACUUCCCCAACCUCCGAUGGCCCUCUCUCUCCUCCCUCCCUCCACCUCCUCCGCCUCCUCUUCCUCUUCUUCCUUUCCCCUCGCCGGGACCCGCCGCAGCUUCGCCUCCCUCACUUCUUCCACUCGUCUCUGGAACAACAACAAGCCGACUUCGAAACGCCGCGCCGUCGUCGCCGCCGCUUCCGGUGACUACUACGCCACUCUCGGCGUCAGUAAAGCCGCCACCAGCAAGGAAAUCAAAUCCGCUUACCGUCGAUUAGUUCGCCAGUUUCAUCCUGAUGUCAACAAGCAACCUGGAGCGACGGAAAAGUAUAAAGAGAUCAGUGCUGCAUAUGAGGUGUUAUCAGAUGAUAAGAAGCGUGCUUUAUAUGAUGAAUAUGGUGAAGCUGGAGUUAAGAGCACCAUGAGUGGUGGAUCUUCAACCUAUACAACUAAUCCUUUCGAUUUAUUUGAGACAUUUUUCGGGUCAAGCAAUCCUUUCGCAGAUAUGGAUACUGGUUAUGGAACACGUCGUCGUAGUACUGUUACAAAGGGUGAAGAUAUACGUUAUGACAUCACUUUAGAAUUUUCUGAGGCUAUAUUUGGAGUGGAAAAAGAAUUUGAACUAUCCCAUCUGGAAACAUGUGAAGUUUGCACUGGAAGUGGAGCAAAAGUAGGCUCUAAAAGGAGGAUACGUUCUACUUGUGGUGGGAGGGGUCAAGUUAUGAGAACAGAGCAGACACCUUUUGGCUUAUUUUCUCAGGUUUCUGCAUGUCCGACUUGUGGUGGUGAUGGUGAAGUUAUUUCAGAAUACUGUCGGAAGUGCUCCGGAGAAGGACACGUUCAUGUUAAGAAAAGUAUUAAAGUGAAAGUUCCUCCCGGUGUUAGCAAGGGAAGUAUUCUCAGAGUUGCUGGAGAGGGAGAUGGUGGGCCGAGAGGGGGCCCUCCCGGGGAUCUUUAUGUAUAUCUUGAUGUUGAAGAGAUAGAAGGAAUUCGAAGAGAUGGCAUUAAUCACUCUUCAACUGUAUCUAUAAGCUAUCUGGAUGCCAUAUUGGGAACUGUUGUUCCGGCCAAGUCUCUUGAAGGAUUAACAGCACUACAAAUUCCACCGGGUACCCAACCAGGUGACAUUCUAGUCCUGUCCAAGAAAGGAGUACCAAACUCAACAAGCCAAUCUGUACGUGGUGACCAUGUGUUCACAAUUAAAGUCGCCAUACCGACUCAUGCCAGUGGUAAGGAACGUGAAUUGCUUGAAGAACUUGCUUUACUCGGUAAUACUAACGCCAACCGUUCACGUACUCGACCCAAGUCCCAGCCAGUUGCGAAGACCCAACCUGAGGUAGCAACAGUUGCAGAUGAAACAGUGGAAGAAAAUCAGAGUGACCCUUGGAAGAAGUUAAAGGACUUUGCCGGAUAA
Molecule: messenger RNA, 1601 nt
Organism: Argentina anserina (silverweed cinquefoil)
Lineage: Eukaryota; Viridiplantae; Streptophyta; Magnoliopsida; Rosales; Rosaceae
Biological process (GO): protein refolding; response to heat
Cellular component (GO): chloroplast thylakoid membrane; cytoplasm
Molecular function (GO): heat shock protein binding; ATP binding
Source: RefSeq, a predicted model, not a curated record